This is a messenger RNA of Phragmites australis (common reed), 976 nucleotides long. RefSeq names its product disease resistance protein PIK6-NP-like. Lineage: Eukaryota; Viridiplantae; Streptophyta; Magnoliopsida; Poales; Poaceae. The coding region runs from base 16 to 678 and encodes 220 amino acids. The transcript has a single exon. The record is from RefSeq and is a predicted model, not a curated record.
GACAAAGGCGUGGCGAUGGAAGCGACGGCACUGAGCGUUGGCAAGUCCGUGCUGGAUGGAGCGCUUGGCUACGCCCAAUCCGCCCUUGCGGAGGAGGUGGCCUUGCAGCUCGGCAUUCAGCGCGAUCAUGAGUUCAUCAGGGACGAGCUUGAGAUGAUGCAGGCUUUCCUGAUGGCUGCACACGAGGAGCGAGAAGAGCACAAGGUGGUCAAGACCUGGGUGAAGCAAGUCCGCGACGUGUCCUACGACGUCGAGGACUCCCUUCAGGACUUCUCUGUUCGCCUAGGGAAGCCAUCUUGGUGGCGCGUCCCUCGCACGCUGCUUGACCGGCGCCAUGUGGCCAAGCAGAUGAAGGAGCUGAGAGCCAAGGUCGAGGAUGUCAGCCAAAGGAACGUGCGCUACCGCCUCAUCAAGGUCUCUGACACCAAGCCUGCUACCAACACCGGGCAAUCCAGUAUGGCUAGUGCAUCAUUGUCAGGCAUCGAGGAAGCAAGAAGGCAGCAGGACAACGCAAAAGUGGAUCUCAUUCGACUGAUCAGCAAGAAGGAUGAGGACCUUAGAGUCAUCGCUGUGUGGGGAACAAGUGGUGCUCUCGCGACGACAUGCCACCAUGCAAGUCCUGGGCAAGCUACCAAACUUGGCCAUCCUGGGCCUGCGGCGGAAUCCGUUCAAGGGUGAAGAGCUCUGUCUCACUUUCCGUCGGGAGGCAUUCCCGAGUCUGAUGGUGCUGGCGCUGUCUCUCCUAGAUAACCUCAAAUCGGUUGAGUUUGAAGAGGGAGGCACACCUAAGCUUGAGCUGCUGAAGUUUCGUGGUAGGUUCAUCGAAACCAACGCUGGGUUUUUUUCUGGGCUAGCAUCUCUCAAAAGCCUCAAGGAAUUCAUGCUGCCCAGCAACUACCCGUACAAGGAGGACAUUGUGGAAAACGUGCUGGCCCAGCUUGCCGCGAAUCGAAACGGACCCGUUUUGAAGAGGUAC